Molecule: messenger RNA, 3581 nt
Organism: Alternaria rosae
Lineage: Eukaryota; Fungi; Ascomycota; Dothideomycetes; Pleosporales; Pleosporaceae
Exons: 8
Coding region: 1-3450 (1149 amino acids)
Biological process (GO): translational elongation
Molecular function (GO): GTP binding; heme binding; translation elongation factor activity
Source: RefSeq, a predicted model, not a curated record
AUGUCGUCUUCAACCUUUGACUUCCCCGUCAUGAAGGACACCCGUCCUGAUGACCGCACCCUCCCAGCCUUCAUGGUAUCCACCACACGUGGCUUCCUACCUCGUCAAGAACCCAUCGUUGAACUACCAAAGGAGUUCGCUGCUCUCGAGUCUCUCUUGCAACGCAUGCCCAUCAAGACCCUGUCGGGAGAGCCAGGUCUACUUGCCAACUUUACUUUCGGCGACACGGUACUCAAGGAGCUACCUGACCUUACUCCAGAGGUAGAGAAGUAUCGCGAUGACCUGGUUGUCAUGAAUGCCCUGUAUCGUGACUACUCUUUCUUGGCUUCUGCAUAUCUAUUCGAGCCUUGCCAUGAGAGGCAUGUAAGGGGAGAGGAGUAUGGUCUGGGUCGGCAGUCGUUGCCGAGAUGUAUCGCACUACCCAUCGUUAAGGUUGCUGAGAUUGCUGGUUUCAAGCCCUUCAUGGAGUAUGCUGGGUCGUAUGCGCUCUUCAACUACCGUCUGGAAGAUCCAUCACGGGGCCUUGAGUACGACAACCUUCGCCUGAUCCGCGCUUUCGAGCAUGGCUUGGAUCCCACCUCAUCCGAGGCAGGCUUCGUUCUCGUCCACAUCGCUAUGGUCAAGGAGUCUGGUGCGCUUGUCACAGGUGCUUCCGAGAUGCUUGAAAGCUGUCUGGCCAAGGACCGAGAGCGGUUCAACGACGGCCUUCGUACCCUGGUGGGUGGUCUUAGGAACGUCAACGCCGUGAUGAACACCAUGUGGAACCGUAGUAAGCCCCAAGGCUACACCAACUUCCGUACGUUCAUCUUCGGCAUCACUUCUCAAUCCAUGUUCCCCAACGGCGUCAUAUACGAGGGCGUGAGCGAAGAGCCGAUGUCUUUCCGCGGCGAAUCUGGAGCCAACGAUAGCAUGAUCCCCAUGUGCGACAACUUGCUUCAGGUCCAGAUGCCGGAGACACCCCUCACAGAUAUUCUGAAGGAUUUCCGCCAAUACCGCCCUGGCAACCACCGCGAGUUCUUGGAGGCUGUUCGCGAUUGCGCCCAGCAGUCGGGCGUGCGCGAGUUUGCGAAAGGCGACUCUGUGUCAGCGGCGCUCUACCUCCAAGCUCUUGAUCAAGUUCGCGACUUCCGCUGGCGGCAUUGGUGCUUCACGCGCGAGUACAUCCUCAAGCACACCUCGCACCCAACUGCGACAGGUGGCAGCCCGAUCGUGACUUGGCUACCCAACCAGCUGACAGCAGUACUCAUGCAGAUGGCGGAGACAUUCGAGUAUUGUAAGUCGAUCAAUGGUGUCAGCGAUAUCAUGGAUACAGUCAACCACCAGCGCGAGUCGCUGAGGAAGGAGGUGGAGAAGUACUGCGGGGAACGAGGUACCCCCAGAUCUCCACUCCCUAGCAGCUCCCCAUCGCCAGCGCCAUUCCAGCACUUGCCACCCUUCGAUGCUCACUGCAAGACAACUCAUGGAAUAUUCACACUCCUUCCGGCUACCGCGAAUACCAAACGUCCUAUUAAUACGGCGGAGUUUACGGAACACUCACGUGCUAUUUCCCAUAUCAUGGCAUCACGACACGAGCCUAAACAAAGCCCAGCUGAGCGGCGGAAGGGCGAGUCUGCGCUCAGCGAAUUCGCCGACUACGUCCAGAAACAACAGGCGCUGCGCCGACCGCCAGGCCAAGCCCCCACCGUCCUUGAAGACCACGACGAGCUGAGCAUCCUCGACGAGCUCGGCCUCUCCGAUGACAACAAGGCGCAUAUCCGCCUAAAGACACUCCUUACCGAUCCUGCCGAAGAAAACGUCGCAGCGCUAGCUGAGCAUAUCCAAGGGCGCCUGGCAGAGGGCCAUGGGGAGGCCUUGUUCGAUGUUGGCCUGGAAGACAGCGGUGACUCCAUGGGCUUUACUGAAGACCAGUGGAAGUUUGCCUUGGAGAGGAUAGAAGUUGCAUGUGAGAAGAUAAAGGCCGACUACAAGAUGCUCAUGACGCGGAACGUUGGUGGUGACGUCGAAGUCGGACCUCGCAAUGCGAAGGAGCUCGGCUUAAGUGGCAAGAUGAUCUUGCGACAACAGCCGCAAAGUGUCGACGAUGUGAUCGAGACGAGGAUAGCAGUCGUAGGAAAUGUCGAUGCCGGCAAAAGUACCAUGCUCGGUGUCCUCGUUAAAGGCGGCCUCGACGAUGGUCGCGGAAAAGCGCGUGUUAAUCUCUUCCGCCACAAACACGAAAUCGAGAGCGGUCGAACCAGCUCAGUUGGGAUGGAGAUCAUGGGCUUUGACAGCAAGAGCGAAGUUGUUGUGUCGAAUGUCGCAGGUCGGAAACUUACUUGGGAAGAGAUUGGACGGCGAUCCGCCAAGGUCAUCAGCUUCACUGAUCUCGCUGGACACGAGAGAUACUUGCGGACUACCGUCUUUGGGCUGCUGUCAAGCGAGCCCAACUACUGUCUAUUGAUGAUCGCCGCAAAUAACGGUUUAGUAGGCAUGAGUAAAGAGCAUCUCGGAAUCGCACUUGCGCUUAACGUCCCCGUCAUGGUCGUUAUCACCAAAAUCGACAUUUGUCCACCACAGAUUCUCGAACAGACUAUCACUCAGCUCUCCAAGAUCCUCAAAUCUCCAGGCGCGCGAAAAAUACCGGUUUUCAUCAACAAUAGGGAGGAGUGCAUCACCACAGCUACUCAAUUUGUGUCGAGUCGAAUAUGUCCUAUCUUCCAAGUGUCCAAUGUCACCGGUCAUAACCUGGACCUGGUGCGCAUGUUCCUCAACGCACUACCGCAUCACGGCAAUUACGACGCCUCUGCCCCUCUGGAAUUCCACGUCAACGACACAUUCUCGGUUCCUUUCGUUGGUACUGUGGUUUCAGGUGUUGUCAAGUCUGGUGAAAUACAUUCUGGCGACACCGUUUUGAUCGGUCCCGACAGUCUUGGCCAGUUCCAAACGACAAAGGUGCGUUCCGUUGAGCGCAAACGGAUACAAGUUCCAGGGUGCUCUGCUGGCCAAUCGGCGAGCCUUGCGCUGCGUAACGUUCGGCGGAAAGACGUGCGAAAAGGCAUGGUUGUUUUGCACAAGGCUGAGAAGCCUGACCCAACAACUGGGAUAUUACCAGCCCCGAAAGUGUACCGCGAGUUUGUUGCCGAAGUCUUGAUCUUGUCGCACGCGACGACUAUCAAGACCAAGUAUCAGGCUAUGCUACACGUUGGACCAGUGUCCCAAACCUGCGCCAUCAUCGACAUCGACCGCCAGUACAUCCGCACCGGCGACCGAGCCCAGGUAGCCUUCCGCUUCGUACAGCGACCCGAAUACUUGACCGUCGGUGAUCGAAUCCUCUUCCGUGAGGGCAGGACGAAAGGAUUGGGUAUUGUCAAGAGAGUCGGCUAUGAUUCCAAGCAUCCGCUGAACCCGGAGUUGCACAAAGACGACAAGAAGGAUAGCCAACAGGACGGGAAGAAGGUGGAAGCCUUAUGACGGGUUAGAACGUAGAAAGUAGCAGAGAUCUCAUGAUUUGCUUGAGCGAUCGCAUUAGAAGAUUGAACGAUGUCACGUAAUCAACGCCUUAGAGACUAGCUGUCAUGAAUGAUAUAAUGAUUCAAGUUUGC